GCCGGGUCUAAAAACUAGUGUUUUUUGAGCUCUAAACCCGAACCUCCAAGUGAACUAAAACUCUAAAUUUUGCAAAUCAAAAACCCCGACGAGGCGACGACCACGCUCUUCCAACCAACAACCCAAAUCCCAAAGAGAAGAAAAGAAAAAUGACAAGAGGAACAAUACCUGAUAGAUGGUCAAUGAGGCUUCUCUGGGUUUGUGCUCUUGGAAGUGCAGUUGGAUUGUACAUGGUUGCUGUGGAAAGGCAAAUGCAGAAUAGAGAUAAAAUGAUGGCUGAAUUGGGUUCUCUCGAAUCGAGUGGCGACUCCGGUGAGGAUGAUUGAGCAAGAAAUGGGGGAGAAUGUGAAUCUUGAAGUUGUUAGUUUAAGUAUGCACUUGAAAUUUCACUCUUAAGCCCUGGUUUUUUGGUGUACCAUUUUUUUUUAUGCUUCAUAUUUGAGGCUAUGUUGAGUAAGGAUUCAAUGUUUACAUGAGUAGAAAGAUGUAGGAUUUUCUGAGGCUAAUAAACCUUUUACUCUCUCCCAAUUGCAAAACAA
Messenger RNA from Beta vulgaris subsp. vulgaris (sugar beet), 539 nucleotides. RefSeq lists its product as hypothetical. NCBI's taxonomy places the organism in Eukaryota, Viridiplantae, Streptophyta, Magnoliopsida, Caryophyllales, Amaranthaceae. Bases 150 to 326 code for a protein of 58 amino acids. The transcript has 3 exons. The record is from RefSeq and is a predicted model, not a curated record.